Messenger RNA from Stylonychia lemnae, 372 nucleotides. NCBI's taxonomy places the organism in Eukaryota, Ciliophora, Spirotrichea, Sporadotrichida, Oxytrichidae. The record is from the annotation of a GenBank genome assembly.
AUGGAUAAACAACUAAAUUAAACUGAAAUAUUAUAAGAACUUGGAGAGGUUGUGCUAAGCGCAUCAAAACAUAAUUCAUCAAUAAUUACUGAAAGUAAUAAUCUCAUAGAUUUGGUUGGAUAAAUUUAAUCUCAUUAACAUCAAAGGGUUAGUUCUCCUUUUUAGUAGUCAUCUAAUUAUCAAAGGUCUUCAGGUACAUAAGAUUUACUAUUAAAAAGAUUUGUUGAUAAAAAUAUGGAUUUGCUUAGAUCUAAAUAACCUACAGCUUAAAGUCAUUAGAGAGAUUAGACUCAAUCUAGUAUGUCAAACGAUCUAAUAAAGAAAAUAGAAGAACUACAGAGGACUAAUGUUAUUAGAAUCCACUAAUAAUGA